AUGUCUCUUUUCGUAUUCAUCUCGAAACGCUAUACUAAAUGCGAAUACACCUUCAGUUGCAGCAUCAAGGUUAAUACUAUAAUUUUCUAAAAUAAUUACACCUGCUGGUUGCCUAGUAUCAAUUUGUCCCAAUUCGUUGAUGUUGAAAUAAAACAACAAGUUACAUCGUAGUUUGAACCAUUUUUCUUUGAAUCCUAAAAUAUAAAUAACAUAAAUGUUAAAAACUAAUCUUAUUAUUCCAUUAAAUCCAAUAAUAUUAAAACUUUAUGAAUAAAUUAGCCCUUCAUAAGCAAGCGAAUUAUCACACUAUCUAUAGGAAAGUUGAAUCAUUCAUCUCCAUGCCUAAUUUUUUUUUACUACUCUAGGCUUUCAAAAAAUGUAAAUGUAAAAAUAUUACCUAAUGAAGUCUUUAUUAUACAAUCGGUUUUUAAGUUAAAUGAUCUUUCUUAUAAGGAAUAAAAAUUUAUUUCGAGAAAUUCGCACAGGGUGCGAACAACACCAAGUCUAUGGAAUAUUAGAGAAACAGUAUGAAAAUAGGCAUGGAAAAAUAAGAAUUUGUAAAAGAUUAUUGGUUAUAAGUAAUUGAAGUUAACAUUCUUAACUAAAAACUAACCUGACUUGUGUGCUCGUUUAUGAUUUAAACGACCUUCAAUAUCAGCAGGACCAUUACUUGCUUCUGCAAGCUCUUUUUCGUUGAAUUUCAUAAUGAUAAAUCAUUUACACUUUAUAUAUUUAUUAUUACAUAAAUGCUAUCGCAUAAUUAUAACACGUAUAUCACUCAUAUUCCCUUGUUUUGCUGUUAUUUCAAUUAUAUUUAUUAAAGAAUUUGGCUAUGUUUCUAGAAUUUAGUGCCAAAUUGUCAAUAUUACACAACGCUAUAUAUAUUCCAUUGUUUGUUUAUUAUCUUUUACUGAUUUUAAUAUACUUUUUUACUUUGGUUAUAUAAAUUAUAUCAAACACUAAUAAUUAUUUAGGAGUAUUAGAAUCCAUGUUGUACACCAACGUAAUGUGAAUACUCAUCCGUUAUUAAACGUCAACACUAAAGUUGCAGAGUACGCUAUCGAAGGUUUGAAAUAGCGCGUUUGUUCUUUGCAGUCUGAGAAACAUAUAUUGCACAGAUUUGUUACGUUUUAAAAAAAAUUUAUUUUAUUUUGAGUUUUACUCGUAAACAAAGAAUGUAAUUCUUUUUAAAUAAACGUACAUUAAUACCGUUUUUUUAAUAAAUCUACUUAUCUAAACAUGCAAAAGUUAGAUAAAUAAAUAAAGUAAUAAAAUUGGCCAACCUGAAAGAUACGUGUAUAAUGCAUUUCAUAUGUUUUACAUGCAAAGACGUGUGCUGCAUAAAUCGUGUGUCAAAAUUAUAAUCUUUGUAACAAACUUAUUUACUAAUGGAUGUAACAUUUUAACUAUCUGCAGUAUUUAUUAAAAAAAAAUCAUAUGAUUAAUUGUAGAAUGCACAUUUUGUAGAAACGUAGUUUCUAAUUAUUUUUAAUACAAUUAGGUAAUGGGUUCGUUAACAAGUCGACAGAACGCUGGUGUAGAAGAAGUUGAUAUUGUUUCAAAUCAUGCAUACAAAUAUCCUCCUCGUUCGGGUUUGUUGUUAUUUUAAAAAUAUUUUUAAAAUAUUAAAUCGUAAAAAUUUUGUAAAAUAUUAAAAAAUAUGUGUAGAAACUAAACAAUUUUUAUUUUAAUAAGUUACAUAUUAAAACACAUGUUAAGUAUUGCAGAAUGUUUCGUAUCUUAUUUAAUAAAUUUUAUUCAUUAGGAAGUUAUUUUGGUAGUCAUUUCAUAAUGGGUGGUGAACGCUUUGAUACACCACAACCUGAAGCAUAUCUUUUUGGAGAAAAUGCUGAUUUGAAUUUUUUAGGAAGCCGCCCAACACCUUUUCCAUAUCCUCCACCACAAGCUAAUGAUCCUACUAAAACAUUGAAGAGUUUAGUAAACAUAAGAAGAGAAUCACUAAGAUUGGUUCGUAAUGUUGAUCAAACUUCUACUUCACCUCAAUGUCACAGUGUUAAACAUUAUGGAGAUGGUGAUCUAGAUAAAAAAUCAAAUCGUUAUAAUAUUGAAUUCACAUUUGAUUGUGAUGUAAGAUGUGCAAUUACAAUAUAUUAUUUUUGCACUGAAGAAAUAACAACAAAAGGAGUUACAUACAUACCAAGAGACCCUUCUAUGAAUUCCGAAACAUAUUAUUACAAGAAAGGUGCUAAUCAAUUAUUUUCUCAAACAUCACAUACAUUUGAUCCAACAGCUUAUAGCAAAGAAGAUCUAUUGUAUAAUGCUGAUAGGGAAAUAAUACCAAUAGCAAUUCAUUGUGUAGCAGAAGAAGGCUCAGAUGAACCAAAACAAUCUCAUACAACUAUUGCAGUUGUUGAGAAACAUUCGGAUGGAACAUAUGUAUUAAAAGCUCUUAAACAAAAGCUUUAUGUUGAUGGUCUUUGUUACCUACUUCAAGAAAUAUAUGGAAUUGAAAACAAAAACGCAGAGAAUGCAAAACAACAAGGUAGUGAUGAAGAUACAGAUGAUAAUGGAUCAGAAUGUGUUAUUUGUAUGUGUGAUGUGCGAGAUACUUUAAUAUUACCAUGUAGACAUCUGUGUCUAUGUAAUAGUUGUGCAGAUUCUCUUCGGUAUCAAGCAAACAAUUGUCCAAUAUGUCGAGCUCCUUUCAGAGCUCUUCUUCAAAUUAAAGCUCUUCAGAAAGCAACUGGUGCUAUUAUAUCAAAUCCACCAUUACCAGAGGGAAGUUGUGAAAAUAUACCAGCUGGAUAUGAAGCUGUAUCAUUAAUAGAAGCUUUAAAUGGUCCAUAUAUUCCAAGAACUGCUGUUCUUGCUCCAGAAUCUCCGGAUACUCCUGAUACAGAUACAGCUAGUGCAAUUCAAGCAGCUGAAGCAUUAAAUAGGUCUAUGGAACGUACACCUGUAUCAAAACAUGUAUCUUCAAAAGAAGGAGAUAUAUCCGCAAGAACGAGUGGUACUGCAUGUCCUACUCCAGAAUUUCGAAUGUCUGUUUUAUUAGCUAGAGAUGAACAUUCGGGAUCACAGAAAGAUUUGCAUAAUCGAUCUCCAGCAAUGAGGAUGAAAAAUUCUGGACAUUUACGAGAAAAGGCAGUGUUACGGUCCCGGGAUACUCUUAGACUUGUUAAUGAAAAACAACCAGUUUCUCUUUAUGAGGGACAAGGACAAGAUGAAGACAGUGAGGCAGAAAAAUUAUCCCCAUUGUUGGACGCAGCAACCAGUACAGAAGCACUUGAUACUCAUAGUCGCGGAAUAUGUGAUAUAGAUAUCGACGACGAAAUUCAGAAUACAGAAAAUGAAAAUGACGCUGAUAUUACAUGUCAUUCACAUUAAAAAUAAAUAUCAUCGUAUUUUCUAAAAAAAGAUACGUAUUUAAUUAAUUUUUAUAAGAUUAUACGCAUUUCUUUCAAAUUUUAAUUGUAAAUUGUAAAUAUUAAUUGUAAAUUAAAAUUAUUUAUAUUUAUAAUUAUUGGCUAAAAAUUUAUACUUGUUUAAUUAUUUAAAAAUUAUAUGUAACUAUACUAUUCCUUGAUAAAAAUUUGUAUAUUUUCUAGAA
Molecule: messenger RNA, 3571 nt
Organism: Heterotrigona itama
Lineage: Eukaryota; Metazoa; Arthropoda; Insecta; Hymenoptera; Apidae
Source: the annotation of a GenBank genome assembly